AUGCACCUCUUGCUACCAAUUUACACCCUGAUAGGUGCAGCCAUUGCCCAAAAUGUAUUCACUACAGGAACGUGUGUGACUCAACGAGGAUGCGGCCCCUUUCCAACAGGUUCACUUACACCUCCUACUACGAUAUCGAACACCAUUCAACGAACACUGACCCACAUCGCAACCGUCUGUCCUACAGCGACAGUCGUUGUCUUCAAUAGCACCUCGACCACAACCGGAACUCAGACUGUCAACUCAACUGUGGUCUCUGCUCUGCGUGUCACCACGACGUCUACUGUCACGACCAAUGGUGAGCCAAAACCCCCCCGAAAGAGGACUAUGAUUCUGACCUGUGUAGUCACCACCACCGACACGGAAGAAGCUACUACUACUGUCACGUCAACAAGUACCAUGACACUAACAGCUACCAUUCGACGCACAUCUACUAUCCCUGCUACGUCAGGCUUCGUCCCCAUCGCUUCUGAAUCAGGCUACGUCGCUCGACGCCGUCACAGACGUGGCGAUGACGAGUUGGUACCGACGGCUAAACCGGCCCUGGAAAAGAGAUGCUGGCCAGAUAUACUAGCUGUUGUCUGCAACACUACCAUCUUCACUUUGACCGCCCAAACCGUUACACGGGCCAGAUGUCCUCUGCCACUACCUACUGUAACUGUGACCCAGAACGUAACUGUGAACACUGCCACUACAACUGUUACUGCUACCGUUACUAGUACGCGGACUGAGAGUACGACUGUGAUGGCAACCGUGGAAAAUGUCAUUACUUCGACGACUACCUCGACUUGGACUUGGACCACGAGGCCUAUCGAUUGGAAUACGACAUUCUUUGCGACCACAACUCUCGCUACUGCAACAACAUAUGCUGCAUGUCAAGCGAAUAACCUCAUCAACUCAGCGAACGGCGGACAUUUCAUCUGGAACGUCAACUACGGCGGUUCACAAAAUCAGAUCCAAGUGGGAAUUCCAGCACGGAAUGCUUACGAAUGCUGUGUAGCAUGCCAUCAAACCCGAAACUGCAUCUGGUCCAACUUCCCUAGCAACUGUGAAUUGGUCAUUGCAACAUCCUGCAAUCCUAGGGACAACUUCAAUUCAUCAUUCAUUACUUCACCGGAUGCCAGGAGGGGAACGACAAUUAGUAACGGCCCUUGUGGAUUUAUUGCCAAUGGGGGAGAUGUCCCUCUGGUUUAG
Molecule: messenger RNA, 1194 nt
Organism: Fusarium subglutinans
Lineage: Eukaryota; Fungi; Ascomycota; Sordariomycetes; Hypocreales; Nectriaceae
Exons: 1
Coding region: 1-1194 (397 amino acids)
Source: RefSeq, a predicted model, not a curated record